GUAACAAUUCAUCAUUAAUCAAGAUGUCCUCAGCACCUGAGCCCCCAAACAUUAAAAAAGAAGCACCCAAAGAGAGAGACAUUCGAAUUCCAGGACUCCGGGGUGUCCGUACAACCACCCUGUUCCGAGCUGUGAAUCCAGAGCUUUUCAUUAAACCUAACAAACCUGUUAUGGCUUUUGGACUCAUAACAAUUACCCUGUGUGUGGCCUACAUUGGUUAUUUACAUGCAACACAAGAGAAUAAAAAGGACCUCUAUGAAGCUGUUGACAGUGAAGGAGCCAGGUAUAUGAGGAGGAAGACUUCCAAAUGGGAUUAAAGAAGCUGCUUAAUAACAGAGAAGGAAAGAGGAGUAAUUGGCAAUGUAGGCAUCUGAAUUGUUAAUGUUAAAUUAGAUGUCUGCUAACUUUUCUAUGCAAUUCCUGGAAUGAUGUUUGUAAAAUUUAAUCUAAUUUCUAUUCCAUUUUACAAUGCCAUGCCUGUACCUAUAAACUUUACAGAAGACAUACAAAGUAAUAAAGUGUUACAGUUGUCUGA
Messenger RNA from Mauremys mutica (yellowpond turtle), 535 nucleotides. RefSeq names its product small integral membrane protein 8 (gene SMIM8). Bases 24 to 317 code for a protein of 97 amino acids. The record is from RefSeq and is a predicted model, not a curated record. The transcript has 2 exons. NCBI's taxonomy places the organism in Eukaryota, Metazoa, Chordata, Testudines, Geoemydidae.